This is a messenger RNA of Saccharomyces paradoxus, 1218 nucleotides long. RefSeq names its product Atg34p (gene ATG34). The record is from RefSeq and is a predicted model, not a curated record. The transcript has a single exon. NCBI's taxonomy places the organism in Eukaryota, Fungi, Ascomycota, Saccharomycetes, Saccharomycetales, Saccharomycetaceae. The coding region runs from base 1 to 1218 and encodes 405 amino acids.
AUGAAAAUCUCAAUAGAAACGACACUAUUCGACUUCGUUGUCAUUGAUCAGUUCAAAAAAUCGACUUUUUCAGCGCCAAAUACUAAGGUUAAGACCAUUAAAGGUUGCAUUGAUAAAUUUAUCGAGCAAUUUAAUGUGCACGACGAGCAACAUAUAUUUUGGCAACCUGUUAAAAAAUCUAACGUCAGAUUACUACUAAACACCAAUGAUUUUGGCCAAUUAGGAACCUUUUUGCAUAGACAGAUUAAAUGUAACAUCUUUAUUGGAGAAGAGGCAUUGAAGAAAUACGGUUUGACUAUAUGUGGGCCCUACGAUGAAUUUGUAGGAGAUUCUCCCCCUAGUGUUAACAAGGUUGUGGACAGUGACGAUUUUGCAUUGUCGCGCAAAUGUCUGAGUAUCAUAUCAGAACAACUCUCUAUACUUGGGGAGUCCAUGAAUAAGACUCAAAAUCAAGUGGGAAGUGUUGUCGACAAAAAGAAAUGUAUUGUCCUACCUGAAGAUAAGCCUGAACUCACUAAGUUUUUCUCUAAUUUUAAAACAAGUGCCCAAUUACAGGGGGUUUACGAGGGUUAUACAGUGUAUGAAAAGCUAUUACAGAAAUUUGAUGGCCAAAAAAGAAGAAUGGAGGCCUUUCUAAAUGAAGACACCCCAAUACUAGAGGCCGAAAACGUGAAACAAAUAGAUAUAUCUGAGAAACUAGAGGAAAAGGACGAGCAUUCAACAACGCCAAACGAUCGGUCACUACACGUUGAAGUGAGUAAUGAGGAUAACUCACUACACUUUAUGUUGUACAACAAUACAAAUUCAACAGUUCCAGGAAAUUGUACAUUUGAGUUCUCUAGCCCGAUCUCGGAGGUAUUCAGUAUCAAAAUGGGGCCACACGAAAUAGGCAUAAACGGUCAAAAAGAGUUAUGGUAUUUUCCAUCUCUACCUACUCCACUCUCCAAUUAUACAAUUAAAGUCAUAAACCAGGAUGGAGAUAUUAUUUUGAUUGGUAAAUGUGCUGGCUCCAAUAAGAUAACGCUGAAAUCGUCACUAUCCUCAUUUUCAACAGGUAGUUUCCAUACAUUGCAAGACCCUAAUAAUGUUUUUCGUGCAGACGCACUUUCUUCGCUUGAUGAAUCAAGUAUCAUGAGCACUCCCUUUUUAGACGAGACAGAAGACGUCUAUAAUUCCGGGUCUACAUUAAGUAGGCCAUUUACAUGGGAAGAAUUAUAA